Messenger RNA from Emericellopsis atlantica, 1646 nucleotides. Its product is annotated as fungal-specific transcription factor domain-containing protein. The coding region runs from base 28 to 1476 and encodes 482 amino acids. The transcript has 4 exons. Gene Ontology annotation, biological process: positive regulation of transcription by RNA polymerase II. The record is from RefSeq and is a predicted model, not a curated record. NCBI's taxonomy places the organism in Eukaryota, Fungi, Ascomycota, Sordariomycetes, Hypocreales, Bionectriaceae. Gene Ontology annotation, cellular component: nucleus. Gene Ontology annotation, molecular function: DNA-binding transcription factor activity, RNA polymerase II-specific; zinc ion binding; transcription cis-regulatory region binding.
CUCCUCUACGCAACAUGAACCGAAGAAAUGAAAAUGGCGAUAAACACAGGUCUCGAAAGAUCCUUGGGAGAGCCCAAGAAACGGGUAUUGGGUCCCCUCGACAAGCGCAAGACGCAGACGCGCUGUCAGUCCUGCGCCCAGAGAAAGAUUAAGUGUCAAGGACCCUUUCCUUGUGCCUACUGUGUGCGCAUGAAGAAGCCAUGCCGGCCACCUGUGCAGCCAGAAUCUACAUCCAGCGUCACGUUUGUCGCUGCUUCAGCACAGACUCGAGCCCCUGACUCGUCAACGCUGGUGACAACGUCACCUCUUUCAAUCCCGCAUCUUGACGAGCAGAUGAGUACCAUCUACAUGAGAUAUUUUGCCUCGUUCAUGGAAGGCUGUCACAUCACAGGAAACUCGGCUGCGACCUCGGCCUUGGACCUGCUACCACUCAUGGACGUGUCCCCGCCGUUGCGGAACAUGGCUCUGGCCAUAGGAGCGCUGCAGUCCAGCAGACGGGCUUCAGUUCGCUCAGCCCAAAGGCAAGAUGACCCACGGGUGCUGGCGUUCAGGUUCUACGCCGAGGCUAUACAAGCCUUGAAACACCGACUGGAGGAGCCACACGUGGCUGCGUCAGAUGACGUGCUCUGGAGCACAUUUCUCCUGGGGCUGUUCGAGCUCCUAUCCGAGACGUCGGGUCAGCCGUGGGCAACACAUAUGCUCUACGGGACGUCCCGGCUCUUCCAGCUAGCCGGACCCAGCGCUGUGCGAGUCACAGACCUCAGGGGCAGACUGUUCGAUGCGUUUUGCGUACUUGAAUCUAAGCGAGCCUUGCUGUUCGGGGAUGACACCUUUCUCUCUCGCGACGAGUGGCUGCUUGCUCGGCAGGACUACGAUGUUCUAGGAGCUGAGGCGAGCAGUCCCAUGUCGCGUCUUCUGCCCCUCAUGUACAAUUUGGCCUCCUUCACGCGGCGUUUAUUCGCCGAAAUUGAAGCUAUCCCAGAAGCCCUGCGCCCAUUUCACCCUGCUCUUGGGACUCUGGCUUCCGAGGGCAUUUCGCUGCUCCACGAGCUGCAUCUUCGCAUUCAGGACAUCACCAUUUCCCAGGCUUGGCAAGACGAUCCAUCCAACGGGCUCGCCAAGUCUUUUCUCCACGCCAUGUUGCUGUUUCAUUGCAGAAACUUCACUUUCUACACUUGCUUCGACAACCUGCCGAUUCCCUUUCUCUCACCCGAGGAGGUGAGGGAGCACACCUCGACGGCCCUGGCGACAUGCAGCAGAAUCGCCGCCGACGAAACGUUCUCGGGGAUUCCUGGCAUCAUGCUGCUCUUCCCUCUCCGGAUGGUGGGUGUCCAUGCGUCGGAUCGACGAACACGACUCGAAGUGUUACGGAUUCUGGCAAGGAUCUACCAACUGGGUUUCGUGGUUGCGGAUAGGAUCAGGGUAGAUUUAGAAGAGUGCUGGGCUUCUCAGGAUGACAUUCAGAGAUUAUCUUAAAGAGCCAAAUAAGAGGUGAUAUUACUAUCGACGAAUGGGGGAAAAGAAGAAAGAGAGUACACGGCCCCGGUAAUGAAGAGGCUGACAGGUCCAGCGGGCCAAGAGGAACGGGCAGCUCGUUCCCAGACUGUAUCACCAACCGACUAUUUACUUAGGCCGUGGCCUUGGUG